GGUGGCGGCGGCCUCCCUGGGCCAGUCCGGCGGCGUGCGUCUCUGCCCUUCCCCAACCGUCCGGGAAGGGGCCCGCAUCGUCGCCCCCGGCCCGGCCCAUCCCGUCCCCGCCUGGGCCCGUCGGGGCCCGCGCCGGGCUGCGCCUGCCCGCCCUAUGAGUGUGUCACUGGUUGUGAUCCGACUGGAGCUCGCGGACCACUCGCCCCUGCCCGCCGGCUUCGGCUUCAGCGCGGCCGCCGUUAGGGAAAUGUCUGAUGAAGAAAUCAAAGAAAAGACACUAGCUUCAGCUAAGGCCCAUUUAGAAGGAAAGGCACCAGUGGAGAAGGCAGCAAUCAUACAUCAACAUCUCGGCCGGCGAGAAAUGACAGAUAUGAUCAUUGAAACCAUAAAAUCUAACCCAGAUGAGAUGAAAGCUACAAUGGAAGAAAGAAAGUCUUCAGAGGCAUCAUCCUCUCCUGAGAAAAGUAGAACUGGAGAUCACAGCAAAGAAAUUGCUCCAGAUUCUCCCUCUAAGCAACUUCCAGACCAGAUUUCAUUCUUCAGUGGAAACCCAUCAGUUGAAAUAGUUCAUGGCAUAAUGCACCUGUACAAAACAAAUAAGAUGACCUCUUUAAAAGAAGACGUGCGUCGCAGUGCUAUGCUGUGUGUCCUCACGGUCCCAGCUACUAUGACCAGCCAUGACCUCAUGAAGUUUGUGGCUCCUUUUAAUGAAGUUAUUGAGCACAUGAAAAUAAUCAGAGACUCUACUCCAAACCAGUAUAUGGUGCUGAUAAAGUUCAGCGCACAGGCUGAUGCAGAUAGUUUUUAUAUGGCAUGCAAUGGUCGACAAUUUAAUUCAAUAGAAGAAGAUGUUUGCCAGUUGGUGUAUGUAGAGAGGGCUGAAGUGGUGAAAUCGGAAGAUGGUGCCAGCCUCCCAGUGAUGGACCUUACAGAGCUCCCCAAAUGCACAGUGUGCUUGGAGAGGAUGGAUGAGUCUGUGAAUGGGAUACUUACCACGUUGUGCAACCAUAGUUUUCAUAGCCAAUGUCUACAACGCUGGGAUGAUACUACGUGUCCUGUUUGCAGAUACUGUCAAACGCCAGAACCUGUAGAAGAAAAUAAAUGUUUUGAGUGUGGAGUUCAGGAAAACCUCUGGAUUUGUUUGAUAUGCGGCCAUAUAGGAUGUGGGCGUUAUGUAAGUCGGCAUGCUUACAAGCACUUUGAAGAAACGCAGCACACAUAUGCAAUGCAACUAACCAAUCACCGAGUCUGGGAUUAUGCUGGAGAUAAUUAUGUUCAUCGAUUGGUCGCGAGUAAAACAGAUGGAAAGAUAGUACAAUAUGAGUGUGAGGGUGAUACUUGUCAAGAAGAGAAAAUCGAUGCCUUACAGUUAGAGUACUCUUAUUUACUAACAAGCCAACUAGAAUCUCAGCGAAUCUACUGGGAAAACAAGAUAGUCCGGAUAGAAAAAGAUACCGCUGAGGAAAUUAACAACAUGAAGACUAAAUUUAAAGAAACCAUUGAGAAAUGUGAUACUCUGGAGCAUAGACUCAAUGAUCUCCUAAAAGAAAAGCAAUCUGUGGAAAGAAAGUGUACGCAACUGAACACAAAACUAGCCAAACUCUCCACUGAGCUCAAAGAAGAGCAAGAAAUGAAUAAAUGUUUGCGAGCCAAUCAAGUUCUCCUGCAAAACAAGCUUAAGGAAGAGGAGAAAGUUCUGAAGGAAACUUGUGAUCAGAAGGACAUGCAGAUCACAGAGAUUCAGGAGCAGCUGCGUGAUGUCAUGUUCUACCUAGAAGCCCAGCAGAAAAUUAAUCACCUGCCAGCCGAGACCCGGCAAGAAAUCCAGGAGGGACAGAUCAACAUUGCCAUGGCAUCCGCGGCAAGCUCCCCUUCAGUUGGAGGUACAGGGAAGCUGCCCUCCAGGAAGGGCCGAGGCAAGAGGGGCAAGUGAGCCUCUUCUAAGCAAGCAUUUGUGGCUAAGACAGUAGCCCCUGUCACCAGGAGGUUAUCAGGGGCUGCCAGCUCAAUGUGAGGUUGGUUAUGGAAUAAGUAAGUACACCAAGUGAGGAUCAACACAAAAUUGUUUGGAUCGUUUUUUUUCCUAGUGUGUUGUUUAAUGAGUUAUAGGGGUUUAUGACCAGGACAGCUAAUGGGAAUUGGCAGUAUUUAAAAGGGUUUUUCUUUUAACUGUUACAUUUAGCUAACCUCUGACAUGUUUUAAUUACCAUUUUGCCUUCCAAAUUUACCCAAAACUAACUAUAUUUUUCAGCUGUACUUGAGUUGGCAUAAUUCACACUUAAGUCCUGAGGUCAAUUUUUUUAGAAAAAGUUUGAAACCUCAGAGGAGAUUUCCUAGGCACACGAGCACCAAAGGACCCUUGGAGCAGUAGCAGCUGCAAAGGUCAAGAAAACAGGCACAUUUAAGGCUAGAAAAAGCAUUCGGUCAUUCCAGAAACAUCUGUCAGAAGGCCCAUCAAUGAUGAGGGGGAUGGGAAGGUCAUCCUCUUUAAGGACAUUUGUGAACCAGCCAUAGAUGCGUAUUACUAUGGCAUCUACUCCAGUUCCAGGCAUAGCCUGGAAAAAACCAAUCAAACACAAUUAGGCAGAACACUCACUAUGCAUGUGACAACAGUAUUUCCACUUUGUUUUGGGUUCACCUAAUUUUAUUAUGACUGAAGUCUGAAGGUUUGGUGAUUAUUGCCCAGAGUCUUACUGACAGCCCCCCCCACACACACACACACCCCUUCCCUUCCCCCAACAAGUGCUCUUGCUCCAGCAGAUUGGACAUUGAGCCAAAUAAACUGACCAAGCAAAUGAAACAGCCAAGUUAGACGUUUACAUUAGGUGGGGGUAUAUGGUGUACCUGUCCUGCCAGCUGUGCUUUCUGCUGAGGUCAGUGCUGAUUAAAUAUUCAUAUAGUUUACAUUCCAUGUUGAGCUAGAGGCUAAAAUAAACUUUGGAAGGAAAAAAAAAUCUCCAAAGACUAAAUUGUAGCUCAGUUACAGAAUAGGGAAUUUGACAUAGCCUUUUCAAAUGGUCAUUUCUUUUGACCCCCAUUGGUGGAUCAGCUACUUAAUCUAGAACCUCAAACCAAAGCAUAACUUGCGGAUAAGCAGAACAGAAUUAAAGUGAGAAGAGUCUUGGCUGUUGGCCUUUAGCCUUGAGUAAAAUGAGCAGAGUAAAUUAUACAGCAAAUACUGUUAGGUCCUGGAUUUUUUAAUGCAACAGUUAAUCAGUUUGUCUCCAAAUUAUCACAUUUCAGAAUUAUUUUUUGAUGGUGAUUGGGCUACUCCAAAAUCUCAUCUAAAGCUUGUUAGUGCACCGGCGCCAUCUUUCCCCUUUGUUCUUCUGACUUGCUGCUGCAGCAUCUCUGAGGAACUUUCUCAUGUAAAUGUUCUUAGAUAUUCUCGGUCCUUUCCUAGUAUAGACCUACUAGACAGGUUGACUUGGCCUUAGGUACAGAUCUAUUGUAAAACCUUAGUGGGCGUGUAAAAGAGUCAGAUUCUCUCUCCUAUAGAAAUUCUAUUUUAUUUAAAAUAUAUUUUUACACUAGCUAGAAUCCUGCUUUUUGGCCAAGAGAUUGUGUUGCAUGUUUGACCUUUCAGAAGCUGGAAUAGUGACCUAAUGACAAGAAUUAGAAUUAGUUUAGAAGUGUGCAGUAUCUUUUCUACAGGCUCCCCACACCAUAAAAUAAGAAAAUAACCAGGUAGAAAAGCAGUGAUUUUUUGGAAGGAGUAGAACUAAGUAAUAAUAUGAAAGGCUAUACCAGAGAAAUAAACAAAAGGUAAAGGUAAUAAUUGGAGGGAAAGAUGUUUUAUCAAGGUAGAUAUCAUAAAGUCUUAACUAGACAAAGUAUAUUUUUAAAAAUUGUUUGUUUUGAAAUUCAUGUAUUUUUAAUUUAACUGAGUUUCACAAGGGGGUGGGACUCGGGAGGGAGUUUGAGGGAGGGAAGCUGCUACUGCAUUUUCCAAGAUGGAAAUGGGCCACUUACCAUCCCCACACUACCUUGGAUGGGGAAAUUGCAUUAAAAUUGCUCAACUUUGGAAUGACUCUUGUCUGGGUGUGAUUUUUAUGUCUUGAACUGAAAACCGAUUAGGGACAGGUCAUUCAUU
Dromiciops gliroides (monito del monte) is the source of this 4093-nucleotide messenger RNA. It is a transcript of the gene BRAP, whose product is annotated as BRCA1 associated protein. Gene Ontology annotation, cellular component: cytoplasm. Bases 155 to 1933 code for a protein of 592 amino acids. The record is from RefSeq and is a predicted model, not a curated record. Lineage: Eukaryota; Metazoa; Chordata; Mammalia; Microbiotheria; Microbiotheriidae. Gene Ontology annotation, biological process: protein ubiquitination; Ras protein signal transduction. The transcript has 12 exons. Gene Ontology annotation, molecular function: nucleic acid binding; zinc ion binding; ubiquitin protein ligase activity.